Sabethes cyaneus is the source of this 1325-nucleotide messenger RNA. It is a transcript of the gene Dus4, whose product is annotated as tRNA-dihydrouridine(20a/20b) synthase [NAD(P)+]-like. The transcript is spliced from 6 exons. The record is from RefSeq and is a predicted model, not a curated record. NCBI's taxonomy places the organism in Eukaryota, Metazoa, Arthropoda, Insecta, Diptera, Culicidae. Bases 141 to 1325 code for a protein of 394 amino acids. Gene Ontology annotation, molecular function: flavin adenine dinucleotide binding; tRNA dihydrouridine synthase activity. Gene Ontology annotation, biological process: tRNA processing.
AACGUUGGUUGUUCUUUCUAAACAUACCUUACAGUAGUUGCUAUAUUAGUUUGAAGCAGAGCGUUUGAAGUAUUAUGUUCAUGUACAUAGUUAAAAUUUUAGGCAGAUAAUUGUUGCUAGUGGCAUUACAUUGGAAAUAUAUGGACGAGACAAAACCAAAAUGCAACAUCAAUUCUCUGUUCGAGGCUGCUCGACUAGAAGACCGCUAUUUAAAAAUAUGCGCUCCAAUGGUAAGGUACAGCAAAUUAGAAUUCCGAAACUUGGUUCGAUCCUUUGGCACGGACUUAACUUUUACCAGCAUGAUAAUGGCUGACUCCUUUUGUCAAAGCGAAAAGGCUCGACAGAAUGAAUUCACAACAAAUAAAGUUGACUCACCGUUAAUAGUGCAAUUCGCGGCAAAAAAUUCAAUGGACUUUCUGUCUGCUACUGAAAUGGCUUUUCCGUAUGUUGACGGUGUUGAUUUAAAUUGCGGAUGUCCUCAGCGUUGGGCUAUGGUCGAGGGAUACGGAAGUGCUUUGCUUAAGACACCGGAACUCAUUGCUGAUAUAUUGGCUGUAGUGCGGAGGAAUUUCCCUAGUACAUUUAGCGUUUCAGUGAAAGUAAGAUUACUGCCAAAUUCCCUUAAGGCCACCAUUGACAUGUGUCGAAAAUUAGAAUCUUGCGGAAUAACCUUUAUUACUGUGCAUGGGAGAACACCAGUGGAAAAAACAAACGUUCCGGUAAACAAGGAGGCUCUAAAAGAAAUAAAAAAUAGUUUAUUAAUUCCUGUGGUAGCAAAUGGCGACAUCUUCAGCUUACAAAAUGCCGAUUUAAUGCACGAGUUUACUAAUUGUGAUGGCGUGAUGGCUGCGCGUGGAAUCCUCUCAAAUCCCGCGCUUUUCGCCGGAUGCGAAAAGACACCGCUUGAGUGUAUUCAAAGAUGGUUAAGUAUUGCUACUGAAGCUGACACCAACAUUACCUACCAGGCCAUGCAUCAUCAUUUAACGUUUAUGGCAGAAUCGCUGUUAACCAGGCAACAACGGAUUGUUUUUAACAAUCUCACUAAAGACAAACAACGUGUGCUGGAUUUUUUCCGGGAAGAAUUUGAUCUCAAAUCGCAGCCUUACGAUCAUCCUCCUAAACUCGGGUGCACUUAUGAUGAUACAGCUUAUCGGCAGAGGAUGGAUGCGACGAUUGCAUCCGAAGUUGUCAAUACCACGGACUAUCAGAGCGAGAGCACAGAUGGCGCAUAUUUUACCAGUAGAAUGAAUGAAUGUGGUGACCAUAAUAUAAAAGAAGAUGUGGAUUUUAUGGAUGGGAAUUUGUUUGAAGAAAAUGAAAUAUAG